UGUGCUCACAAGUUGUUACUCUUCUGAGGUCAUUCGCUCAUCUCUCCGUUGCGCGUCAACUUCAGCGUCAAUCACGAUCUGCCCAUCUUAUCAAUUUGCCACGCCAUAAUCACGGAGAGGACCAAGCGACGACCUGUCCCUUGAUCAGCCGCGCCGGUCCAGGUUCACCGACGGCCACCACCAAGUGACGCCAAACUCUCACCUGCGCUUCGCCGCCUGCCCGUGCCCAUCUGACCACCGGCAGCUAGACUAGCAACCCGGGGCACGUACACUCUAUCGCCAUCUUACCAACCAGCACGCGCGCCCGCGAGCACUUUCGCCGUUCACCUGCGCGAAGAAAAGUAAAAGGAGGAAACGGAGAAGAUCCAAAAUAAUGAUGCCAAACCUCAAAGAGAGCUACUCGCCAUACGCCCCGCGCCGCCGCCGAUCCCCUCGCGUGGUCCUCACCUGGGUCGGAGUUUGGCUCACCGUGCUGACGCUUACUUGGUGGUUCACGUCGCGGCGGUCUGCCGCCAUCUCGGCGGCGAACAGGGAGUUUGCGGACGCCGUGAUCAAGGGCAAGGAGAUCCCCCCCGAGGCUGGCGCCUGAUGUCUCUCUUUUUUCUUCUUCUUUUUUGUCGUGGUCUAUGGCUGUUUCUUAUUGUAACUUUCUUCCUUUUACCUCUCUUCCGAAUCGAGUUCGUUCGGUUAAAAUGGCGCCGUGCUGGUCUGAACACUGUCUUCAACCUAUUUUCUUUUUUUCUUGUUUCGUUCGGCUUGUCUU
Messenger RNA from Colletotrichum destructivum, 763 nucleotides. RefSeq lists its product as uncharacterized. The coding region runs from base 374 to 589 and encodes 71 amino acids. Lineage: Eukaryota; Fungi; Ascomycota; Sordariomycetes; Glomerellales; Glomerellaceae. The record is from RefSeq and is a predicted model, not a curated record. The transcript has a single exon.